AUGAGCACAAUUUCGUCAAUCACAGCUUCCAAGCAGGGCACACACACCCCUCAUGGCCCUCCACUACCACAGCUCCGGAAGCAUGGCGCCCGUCUGCUUGCUCUAGACGGCGGUGGCGUCAAGGGCGUAAGCUCGGCUCUCAUACUGGACGAGAUCAUGACCCGAGUCAAGCGCAUCGAGCUCCAAAACAGCAUCAGCACUUCGCAAGCUGAUCGGAAACCAGUCGAUUAUUUCGACCUCGCCGCCGGAACCAGUACCGGCGGACUGAUAUGCCUGAUGUUGUUCCGACUCAGGAUGAAUGUCCCGUCUUGCCGAGACUGCUACCACUCGCUCGCUAAGCAUAUAUUUGCGCCACGGUUCAUGAAUUCGGAAAUGCUUGGCAAGAUCUUUGGCAAGCUGGGGCUCAUGCUCAACAUCAUGUUCAAAAGCGCCGAAUUCGCAGCCAAGCCACUCGAGGACGCGAUCCGCGAAGUUGUUGGAAAGUACUCUAGAGCUGGUGACCCAGACCAGGACUACCUAGUCCACCCCGAGAGUGGAAUGAUGUUCAUGUGUGCAACGCUCAAGGACAAAGGGGAGUGCGUGUUGAUGCGCUCGUACAUUCAACCCAGUGACGCUGUACCAUACUCCAGUGUCGUCAAGCAGGCCAGUACUGGUGGGGGCGAUGACACUCCUAUGAACAACAUUCCUAUCGUCACCGCUGCGAGAGCUACGUCAGCAGCGCCUGUAUAUCUGCCAGAAGAGCGGUGGAUACCUUCACCUGGAGGUGAUACAGUCAACUUCUGGGACGGUGGAGUCCUGAACAAUAAUCCUAUCGAGCAGUUAUGGGGCGCGCGCUAUGAUCUCGUCGACGUCAAAUCACCGCCACCACCUGUCUCAGUCGUCCUUAGUCUGGGAUGUGGUUGGGCUGUACCGGCUAAGCCUCACUUCUUGUUCCGGAUCUUCGGAAUCAUGACAACGUUCUCGCAAUCCUACAUGGCCAACACAGAGGCCAAGCAUCGUGACUUUUGGAGGUUGACUGAGCGAAUGAAGGAACGUGGAGAUCAGAACAACGAUAUUCGCUACUUCAGGUUCAACGUGCCGACUGGUGACAAGAAGUUCAACAUGGCGGAUCCCAAGAUCAUCGAGCCAUUGGAGAAAUUGACCAGGGACUAUAUAGGUCGCCCUGAGAUAUCCAAAGAGCUGGAUGAGGUCGCAGCGCUUCUAGCUAGUCGUGACUGA
Messenger RNA from Recurvomyces mirabilis, 1218 nucleotides. RefSeq lists its product as uncharacterized. Bases 1 to 1218 code for a protein of 405 amino acids. Lineage: Eukaryota; Fungi; Ascomycota; Dothideomycetes; Mycosphaerellales; Teratosphaeriaceae. Gene Ontology annotation, cellular component: membrane. The transcript is spliced from 2 exons. The record is from RefSeq and is a predicted model, not a curated record. Gene Ontology annotation, biological process: arachidonate metabolic process.